This is a messenger RNA of Lipotes vexillifer (Yangtze River dolphin), 957 nucleotides long. It is a transcript of the gene TAL1, whose product is annotated as TAL bHLH transcription factor 1, erythroid differentiation factor. The record is from RefSeq and is a predicted model, not a curated record. The coding region runs from base 1 to 957 and encodes 318 amino acids. Gene Ontology annotation, molecular function: RNA polymerase II cis-regulatory region sequence-specific DNA binding; protein dimerization activity; DNA-binding transcription factor activity, RNA polymerase II-specific. The transcript is spliced from 4 exons. NCBI's taxonomy places the organism in Eukaryota, Metazoa, Chordata, Mammalia, Artiodactyla, Lipotidae. Gene Ontology annotation, biological process: regulation of transcription by RNA polymerase II.
AUGACGGAGCGGCCGCCGAGCGAGGCGGCACGCAGUGACCCCCCGCUAGAGGGACGGGACGCGGCCGAGGCCCGCAUGGCCCCCCCGGAGACGAGCCGCGCGGCCCCGGCGGAGCCCCCGGUCAUCGAGCUGGGCGCGCGCGGCGGCGGCCCAGGGGGCGGCCCCGCCGGUGGGGGCGGCGCUGCGCGAGACUUAAAGGGCCGCGACGCAGCGGCUGCCGAAGCGCGCCAUCGGGUACCCACCACCGAGCUGUGCAGACCUCCUGGGCCCGCACCCGCCUCGGCCCCCGCAGAGCUGCCCGGCGACGGCCGCAUGGUGCAGUUGAGUCCGCCCGCGCUGGCGGCCCCCGCCGCCCCCGGCCGCGCGCUGCUCUACAGCCUCAGCCAGCCGCUGGCUUCUCUCGGCAGUGGGUUCUUUGGGGAGCCAGAUGCCUUCCCUAUGUUUGCCACCAACAACCGAGUGAAGAGGAGACCCUCCCCUUAUGAGAUGGAGAUUACUGAUGGCCCCCACACCAAAGUCGUGCGGCGCAUCUUCACCAACAGCCGGGAGCGAUGGCGGCAGCAGAAUGUGAACGGGGCCUUCGCUGAGCUCCGCAAGCUGAUCCCCACGCAUCCCCCAGACAAGAAGCUCAGCAAGAAUGAGAUCCUCCGCCUGGCCAUGAAGUACAUCAACUUCCUGGCCAAGCUGCUCAAUGACCAGGAGGAGGAGGGCAGCCAGCGGGCCAGACCUGGCAAGGACCCUGCGGUGGGGGCUGGCGGAGGGGGUGGUGGCGGAGGGGGCGCUGCACCUCCAGAUGACCUCCUGCAGGAUGUGCUGUCCCCGAACUCCAGCUGUGGCAGCUCCCUGGACGGGGCAGCCAGCCCGGACAGCUACACGGAAGAGCCGGCACCCAAGCACACGGCCCGCAGCCUCCAUCCUGCCAUGCUGCCCGCCGCGGAUGGAGCUGGCCCUCGGUGA